Molecule: messenger RNA, 1007 nt
Organism: Talaromyces proteolyticus
Lineage: Eukaryota; Fungi; Ascomycota; Eurotiomycetes; Eurotiales; Trichocomaceae
Product: putative 3-hydroxybutyryl-CoA dehydratase
Exons: 2
Coding region: 88-894 (268 amino acids)
Biological process (GO): fatty acid beta-oxidation
Molecular function (GO): enoyl-CoA hydratase activity
Source: RefSeq, a predicted model, not a curated record
CAAUACAUAAAGUUCCUCAAGGAUAGGUACGUCGAACAAGAGUGCAUUAGAAUUUUACAGCCGAAAGGACUUGUUCCUAGUGGGACCAUGACUUCUACAAGCACUUCACCCUUGCUAGUCGAGCGACAGGGCUCAGUUUUGAUACUUCGGCUAAACCGGCCAGAGAGGCUUAACGCCCUAAAUAAUACCUUGAUUGGUGCUAUCAGUACCGAGCUCAAAACCUACGAGCUUGACGCUACAGUCCGUUCUGUUGUUAUCACAGGAGUUGGUCGUGCUUUUUCUGCUGGAGCGGAUAUUACCGAGUUCCAGCAGCAUAUACAUGCUGGUCCUAGCGCGAGCGUCGUUAAUUUCAUGCGACCAGGUCAGGAACUUACUCGGCAGAUUGAGACUUAUCCAAAACCCAUAAUUGCCGCAGUGAAUGGACUGGCAUACGGUGGAGGGUGCGAAUUGGUCGAAUCUAUUCACAUGGCCGUCGCCUCUGAAACUGCCCGGUUUUCGAAGUCUGAGAUCAAUAUCGGAAUCAUUCCAACCUUCGGAGGGACUCAACGACUACCGAGGAAUGUAGGAAGAAAGGCCGCAAUCGAACUAAUACUCACAGGAAGAGUGUUCACUGCCGAAGAGGCUGUUAGCCUAGGAUUGGUGAAUCAGGUUGUUCCUGAAGACCAAGUGCUCUCUACUGCAGUUGCUCUUGGUAAGCUUAUUGCCCAGAAGCCCGCUGUCUCGGUUUCAGCAGCGUUGCAUGCUAUACAUCGUGGGAUGGAUGCCUCUAUUGAAGAUGGCUUAGCUAUUGAGCAGGCUGCAUUUCAACUUAUUGUCGGGUCUCACGACGUAUCUGAAGGGGUUGAUGCAUUCGUAGAAAAGAGACCUCCCAAGUUCCUCGGAUCUAGUAUAUAGAGAACAUAGCGGGGUUCAAAUCAAUAAAUUGAUAUAAAGAAAGAAGAAGAAGCUCAAUGUGAGGGAGAACUGGGAAAAGUAACAGGAUUUAAGUAGCAAAAUCGUAUAAUUUC